AUGAGUUUAAUUUUAAAACACGAACAACACAAAUUCGAAGGAGAUGGUUUCUUCUCAGCUCUAACAUCUCUCAUCCCAAAAGUAGCCAACUUUGUCUCAAACAACAAAUCCCUCAUUUCCUCAGAAGCGCAAGCUCUUGGAUCUGUGGCAAAAGCAGGAAUUCAAAAAUCAUUAGGUUCUCUUCCUGAAUUUCCAUGGGCAAAAUAUCCCGGAGAAAAACAUCUUCCCGGUCAUAAUUACACUGGUUCAGGUACAAGGUUAGAUCUGCGAUUAGACGAAAACGAUAAACCCAAACCCGGUGAAGAACCAGUCAAUAGAGUUGACGCCGUUGCACUAAAACACGAUAUACUAUACAGAAAUAAAGACAUAACAUCCAGAGACGAAGCAGACAGACAAAUGAUAAUCGAACUUUAA
Messenger RNA from Lottia gigantea (owl limpet), 414 nucleotides. RefSeq lists its product as hypothetical. Lineage: Eukaryota; Metazoa; Mollusca; Gastropoda; Lottiidae. Bases 1 to 414 code for a protein of 137 amino acids. Gene Ontology annotation, molecular function: structural molecule activity. The record is from RefSeq and is a predicted model, not a curated record. The transcript has a single exon.